This is a messenger RNA of Trichoderma asperellum CBS 433.97, 296 nucleotides long. RefSeq lists its product as uncharacterized. Gene Ontology annotation, molecular function: proton-transporting ATP synthase activity, rotational mechanism. Gene Ontology annotation, cellular component: mitochondrial inner membrane. Gene Ontology annotation, biological process: proton motive force-driven mitochondrial ATP synthesis. The record is from RefSeq and is a predicted model, not a curated record. NCBI's taxonomy places the organism in Eukaryota, Fungi, Ascomycota, Sordariomycetes, Hypocreales, Hypocreaceae.
GCCGUUUAACCCAUCCAUCCGCCAAGAUGACUGCUGCGUGGAAAGCCGCCGGUUUGACCUACAACCGCUUCCUGGCCGUUUCGGCCCGCGCCAUUCGCCGAAGCCUCAAGGAGGACAAGCGAAUCGUUGCUGAGCGUCGUGCUACUUCCGAGCUGCGAUUUGCUUCAUGGAAGAAUGGCAAGGCCGGCGAGCCCCGAGACCUCAACGCCGCGAACGCUGCUGCCACCGCCGAGAAUGCCUCCUCUUAAUCUGCCUGUGUGGGGGAAAAAAAAUCGAGUGGAUGAGAAGGGGUGGGG